Messenger RNA from Rubroshorea leprosula, 2712 nucleotides. The record is from the annotation of a GenBank genome assembly. NCBI's taxonomy places the organism in Eukaryota, Viridiplantae, Streptophyta, Magnoliopsida, Malvales, Dipterocarpaceae.
UGCAUUUCGCCGGAAAAAAUUCACAUUCAUUCCGAUUUCCGUAAUUCUUUGCUGCAGAAAGAUGCACACAUUUUGUGCGGGAGUGAGGAGGUUUUGCAUUUCGGUCAUUUGAUCGGGAAUUAUUGUUGCUUCUCCUUCUGAUGUCGAUCGGUUGUGGAAAGAAUCGCGGAGGGUACCAGCAAUUCGGUUGUGAAUGAAGGUAGUGAGGAACGGGGAUUUUCAAGUAGAGAAGAUGCUUCAUUUGAAACGCUAAAGACCACAGGCUGCCAUUGAGUCCACCUAACAACUUCAUGUUAUCUUUCUGUUAUAAGAUACUAUCUGAUACAAGCCAUGACAUCCACACCCACAUCCAUGACCAUACCCACCUCUCCAGCUGCUGCAGCAAGAAAAGACAUUUUAAGAGAACAUUGUGGUCUUUGCCAAUCACACUCUGGCUUAAAUCUUUGCAAGAAAGCUGGUAUCCGGAGAUCUUACUCGGAUAACCACCUUUGUUACUCUGUCAAUCGCAAACGUUAUGAAUCAGUGAAACCAAAGCUGAAGAACAGUCGCUCUGUUGGGAUCUUCUCCUUGCAGAUAUCUGACUCAAUAAUUCCAAACUCGCUCAGAUCGUUUCUGUAUGACCCAGAGACGAGUAAGAAUUUGAGUAUAGCUGACAAGGAAGUGACUUCUGUUGAGAAUUCAGUGGAAAACAAUGAAGAAGAGAAGGAAAUAAACAGAGCAAACUGGGUGGAUAGGUUGCUGGAGAUUAGAAGUCUAUGGAAGAAUAGACAGCAAGAAGAAAGUGCAGAUGGAGUUGAUAUUUGUGAUAGUGAGAAUGGGGCUUGUGAUUGUGAUUGUGACGGUGAUGUAGAUGAAGUUGGUUGUGUUGUUGAUUAUGGCUCAGAAGAAGGAGGAAGUGAAGAGAGAUAUGAUGGUGAAUCCUUCUCAAAAUUAUUGGUUCAGGUCCCGUGGUCUGAUACUAAGCUAUUCUCUCAGCUGGCCUUCUUAUGCAACAUGGCUUAUGUGAUACCAGAGCUCAAGGGUGAGGAUUUGAGAAGAUAUUAUGGCCUAGAGUUUGUAACAUCUUCUAUUGAAAAGAAAGAAGAGGUGGCUGCAAUCAAAGCAAAGCUUGAUCAGGACUCUACUCGUGUACCUGUUAUUGCCACAUCAGCCUGUGAACCCAACUCACAACAACCUAUGGGUUCAGAUAAGAAACGCCCUGUCCGCUCUAUGGCUGUUGCCUAUGAGGUUGCUGCUUCAGCUGCAUCUUAUGUUCAGUCACGUACAAAGGACCUUUUGUCCAUGGGCUCCGACUCCCAGCAUGAGGGUGAUUGCGUUGAUUUGGGUGACGGUGGAGACCGGACAGAAAUUGAAGGAGAGAACUGCCAUCGAGUACAUAAAUCGGAGGUGGCUGCUCAUAUGGCAGCGUCAACAAUGACUGCUGUCGUAGCAGCAAGGGAGAAGGAGAAGCAGGAGGCUGCCAGGGAUCUUCAGUCAGUACACUCAUCACCUUGUGAAUGGUUCAUUUGUGAUGACUCAAGCACAUAUACUCGUUGCUUUGUCAUUCAGGGAUCAGACUCAUUGGCCUCUUGGCUGGCAAACCUUUUCUUUGAACCGACUAGAUUUGAGGAUACGGAUGUGUUGGUUCACAGAGGAAUAUAUGAAGCUGCAAAGGGUGUCUAUCAACAAUUCUUGCCAGAAAUUGUGGACCAUUUGAAGAGACAUGGCGAUCGUGCAAAAUUUCAAUUCACUGGCCAUUCACUCGGUGGCAGCCUUUCUCUUCUAGUAAACUUGAUGCUGCUGACUAGGAGAGUUGUUGAGCCUUCUGCUCUGAGGCGAGUUGUCACUUUUGGUUCACCAUUUGUGUUCUGUGGAGGUCAGAAGGUACUGAAAGACUUGGGGCUAGAUGAGAGCCAUAUUCAUUGUGUGAUGAUGCACAGGGACAUUGUCCCUAGAGCUUUUUCCUGCAACUACCCCAACCAUGUCUCCCUUGUCCUCAAGCGUUUGAACUCAUUCCGGACACAUCCUUGUCUAAUUAAAAAUAAACUUUUAUAUUCCCCAAUGGGAAAACUAUUCAUUCUCCAACCAGAUGAAAAGUCAUCCCCAUCGCACCCUCUGCUCCCUCCAGGAAAUGCUCUUUAUGUUUUGGACAAGAACCGUUAUGACUACUCCACAAAUGCCUUGAAGGCCUUCCUUAAUUGUCCCCAUCCCUUGGAGACUCUGAGUGAUCCUACAGCCUACGGCUCAGAUGGUUCAAUUCUAAGAGAUCAUGACUCCAGUAACUACCUGAAAGCUAUCAAUGGGGUUCUCAGGCAACACAAAAAGAUGGUUCCCCGGAAAGUAUUAAAUGAGAGAACCUCUGCCUCUCCUUGGCCACUACUUUUUUCACCAUCUCCUCACUCAUGGAGCCAUGAUAGAAACUUGGAGAACAAUAGCAGGUUAGUGAACACAGAAGUAAUGACCCAAGUCUGAGCCUCUCUAUCGUUUUCCAUUAAAUCCAUGGUUCCCCAUAAACAACAACAUACAUAUAGAGGAUGUGUGUCCCCUAGUUGUGUGUACAUUUCUCCCUUGUACAUCUACUUAGUUUGUACCAGAAGAAAAAGAUCUAAACCUUACUGAAACGUCACACAUCGUCUUGUGUGUUGUUCAGUAUCAUUCAGUGGCAGGUAAAAUGCCCCACUUUUUUUUUUUUUCGUCACCAAUUUAUAAUUGUAAUAAAUACUUUCAAAUAAU